This is a messenger RNA of Dreissena polymorpha, 1028 nucleotides long. RefSeq lists its product as uncharacterized. Lineage: Eukaryota; Metazoa; Mollusca; Bivalvia; Myida; Dreissenidae. The record is from RefSeq and is a predicted model, not a curated record. The transcript has 7 exons. The coding region runs from base 1 to 717 and encodes 238 amino acids.
AUGUUAUUUUGUAGCAAUUGUUUCAAGUCUUGUCAUAGUUACUCAAAGAGGACUUCUCCAGCUCGAACCCCUGUGGUGCAGCAACGCCCGAAGACCUACCGCAUAGUCAUCCGGCCUAAAAAGACUACCUGCCACACUUGUCCUGGAUGUAAAGUUUUAUGCUCAUCUGAUGAUGCAUUACUCAACCACUACAUUAAACUACAUGUGCGAUCCAUCACCAAUAAAUCUAGUCAUCCGGUUUCAAAGAGUGUUCAAGAAGAGUCUGUCCUCCGUGGAGUGAAGCCUAUUGUCUGUGAAGAGGCGACCAGUUGUAAUAAAGACAAGGGAAAGCCAGACCAGUUUGCCAGAGCUGAAGGAUUGUUCAUCGCAGACGAUGUUGACAUCUCUCAACGGAAACUUAUUUUAUUAAAUGAUGUUGAACAACACCCUGGACCAGUGUACUCCUGCAAGUGGUCAUCCUGCAAUGUUAAGUGUACAACAAUUGGAUUUUUAGAUGCACACACCGUAUCACACACCACACGUGACAAAAUUUGCAGAUGGGACAACUGUACAGAACUGACUAGGAACAAUAAUCUUGAAAUCCAUGCCCUUCAACAUCUUUAUAAUGACCAGACGAUAUUUGGAGCCCUUGAUGACUGGCUGUCAGUGUUAGGAGAUCAGAAGCUGCAAGAAACAACAAAUCUGGUGUUAUGUUCAAAGCAUUUGGUAACAUUUUAAUUUGAUUUAUUAUAAUUUGGAUUUUAAGUUUAAUUUCAGGUUUCACUUUGUGUUAAAUAUGCACUUAAGUAACCUAAAAAAUAUAUUAUGUUGUAUUGUUAUUGAUAUUUAAAGGGACAUGGGCAAUGAAAACAAAGUUACUGUGAAAUCAAACUGGAAACGGUACUAUGUUAAAACAAUCAUUAAAGCGGUGCUAAAGUGACGUCACAGCUCUUAAAAUUUAAAAGUUAUAAUGGUUACUGAAAGUACAUGUGGUGUUUUCAUUUUGAAUUUAUUGGUCCAUAUAUUUGUAUUGGUCACUUUUUGACAUA